CCGCCCAACGACUGCCGCCGCUGGAGCCGCGGGCGGAGCGCAGCGGGGCCAUGUCGGCUCCACGGGCCGCGGCGCCGGACGCUGGCGCCGGGGCGGCGGAACGGGAGCCGGUGCGCGGCCGGGGGCUGGAGCUGGAGCUGGGGAGCAGCACGCAGACGUCGCACCGACUGCUGGCUUACAGCGACGCGCUGCUCUCCAUCAUCGCCACGGUGAUGAUUUUGCCUGUGGCUCACACAAAAAUACAUCCUGAUCAGAAACUAGGUGAAAGCGUUCAGCAACUUCUUCUAGCAAAAAUUGCAGUGUACUUGAUGACCUUCUUAAUAGUUACAGUGGCAUGGGCAGCUCAUGUAAGGUUGUUUCAGGUGAUAGAGCUUAUAGAUGAUGUCCUCGCUCUUCUAAAUCUGGCUUGUAUGAUGAUCAUAACUUUCUUGCCAUACACAUUUUCCUUAAUGGCCGCCUUUCCAGAUGUACCUUUUGGCAUUUUCCUGUUCAGUGCCUGUGCUGUUGUCAUUGGCCUUAUACAGGCUGUGAUAGUAGCAUAUGGAUUCUAUCACCCACACUUACUGAAUCAACAGAUACAGUUGUCUGAAAAUCAGAAUUUCUAUAAAAGACAUAUCUUAAAGAUUAUCCUAAGAGGACCAAUUUUAUGCUUUUUAGCAGCCAUCUUUUCUUUUUUCUUUAUUCCUUUGUCUUAUGUACUUCUUGGACUCGUAAUCGUUUUUCCCCAUCUCACUCGAUUCAUUAUGUGGUGUAAAACGAAGAUUGUUGGCCAGAGAGAUGAAGAGGAGGCACACCAUAGCUUAGAAACCUUCACUUUUUACCUCAGUGAGCCUUUGAGUAAGGAACGGGUAGAAGCAUUCAGUGAUGGAGUCUAUGCUAUUGUAGCAACCCUGCUCAUUUUGGAUAUAUGUGAAGAUAACGUCCCUGAUCCCAGAGAAGUUGAGGAGAAGUUCCAUGGCAGCCUUCUUGAAGCUUUAAGUGAAUAUGGGCCAAACUACCUUGCCUACUUUGGCUCAUUUGUAACAAUUGGUCUCCUGUGGUUUGUCCAUCACUCACUUUUCCUUUAUGUAACAAAAGCUACACGAUUAAUGGGACUGCUUAAUAUACUUUCAUUGGCUUUCAUUGGUGGACUUCCGCUAGCUUACCAGCUGACCAGUGAAUUUGCAGAGAGGUCUCACAAUGAAAUAGAAGCCAUUCAGGUCAGCUGUGUUAUCACUUUCUUUGCCAGCAUAUUUCAGUUUGCAAUAUGGACUACAGCCCUCCUCCAUGAAAGGGAAACUUUGCAUCCUUUUGCUAGAUAUGGUGGCAAGGAGCAUGCCUUCAUGUUUGCCAAGCUGGCUCUCUACCCUUGUGUAAGCCUUGGGGCCUUUUUUCUAACAUGCUUGUUAAGUGAAUUUAGCACAACAAUUUUCCAUCUUAUGCAGAUUGUAAUCCCAUUUGCUUUUCUUGCCUUGCGCAUUUUUGUUAGAAUUUCUUUAACUGUCAUAAAGUCCGUGAUGUCUCUCUCCAGACGGAAGGCUGUAUUGUUAGAAGAAGAGGAGGCAUGUUUGUCUCCUAGUGAAACACUGUCCUAAAUUUCUGUGCAGUGCAUGUGAAGUUAUUAACUUCGGUUCUUCUAACUCUCAUUAUCUUCAUGUGUGGAUUAUAUUGAUCUAAACCAAAGCCCGUGUUGGCCAUAACUGGGGCAUAUUUAAGUUUUAGCUGGUCAUGCUUAAGACGUUUUCUCCAAAACCUAUAAUUGAAAAAAUUGGGUAAAUAGAGGAGACAAAGAAAAGCAUGUUUCCCUUCCUUUAGAGGUACCCUUUUGGAAAAAAUGCUGCUUGACAUGUAACUGCAGUGAUAAUCGAUUAAGAAGUGCAUGAACAGAUGCCCAGCAAAAUGCCCUUUUCUCUGACAUACGGCAGUGGUUAUGGCAGCCAAACAUACGUAUAGAAGCUGGUUGUGCUGCUAUAAGCCAGGGAGUGAGGCUUGGAAGACAUGGAAACCUCUGAAUUUCUGGAUGGUGCAUCAUGGUAAAAUGUUUGUGCAUACGGGUUGUUGGUUCUUCCCUCCCCCUCUCCCCACCCUACCCCCCCACCCCCCGCAUUUUUUUAAUAGUUACAAGGUCUCUGCUGCAUAGUCACAAACUUGUGAUAGCAUUUUGAAAACUACUUGUGCUUGGCUCUGAGCAUGAGUUUAGAUGGGACUUGCAAUCGUGACUCAUAUGCAGUCUUCCAGGCUACCUGAACACAAGUUCUUCAGGCAUAACAAAUGAAGACUGAUGUGGCUAUGUAUCCAAGAUUUGAACUAGCUUUGGUAUCUCCCAGGGGAGAGAUUCAAAGACCUGUGGGACUAGAGGUAAAUUUGUUUUCAGUUCUGAAGCAGCUGCUCAUCUGAAAGGAAAGGUUUUGGUUUCUCAGGCUUCUUGUGUCUGUUUUCAUGCCUAUUGAAAGGAACAUCCUUCUGUUAUUCUGAAGGUAUAACGUCAUAUUCAGAGAGAGUAUGAGACUUUUCUUCCAUGUAUAAGAGUUCCCCAUUAGGAGAAGGAGUUUUUCCCUAAGUAGAGGCUAACUAAGAGAUCCCACAGAUUUCUGAGUCUCAGCAAGACAGCAAAAGAAACUAAUCCUGUAGAAAUGCCACUCCAUGGCACGUUGAAUUUUUUUAUGCGUAUGUGCAGUUUGAUAAGCUUUAUGCUUAUCAAAUGUUACCCUGCAGAGAGCUGUACAGAAGGAGUGGGCAAAGUCAUUUAGCCUCUGGCUGCCCUGGAAACCAUUACACUUCUUUUUGGCAGAGCCAUUAGUUUGUAUCUUGAAGUGUCUUAGUGCCUGAUAACUUUAAUGCCAUGUUUAAAGGCAUUUGAGGGAUUUUGUUGUUCCUCUUCAAAAAAAAAUUAAAAAAUACUGUGGCAAAGAAUGCCUCAAGUAAUUGUUAGUGAAAACAAAUUCAGGUAUCUCAUCACAGUUUAGAUCAGUCUUGAAAGCACUUGUGCUUUUUAUUUGAAGCACCUUGGUACCAAUGUGUAAUUGUUAGUAUUACGUACUUCUUGUGAGAAAGUAUGUUCAGAUGUUUUAUACCUGGUUGAGGUUAAAUGACUCGCAGUAGGAUUCUGCAUUGUGUUGUGUAUCACUGUUUUUUUCUGAUAUUUAAUAAAAGCACUUUUGGUUCUA
This is a messenger RNA of Grus americana (Whooping crane), 3146 nucleotides long. RefSeq names its product transmembrane protein 175 (gene TMEM175). The record is from RefSeq and is a predicted model, not a curated record. The coding region runs from base 51 to 1574 and encodes 507 amino acids. The transcript is spliced from 10 exons. Gene Ontology annotation, cellular component: lysosome; endosome. Gene Ontology annotation, molecular function: potassium ion leak channel activity; proton channel activity. NCBI's taxonomy places the organism in Eukaryota, Metazoa, Chordata, Aves, Gruiformes, Gruidae.